AACGACAAACAGAAAAUAGAACGAGCGCAACACUGUUUACAGAACGUAAAGUUAAACCCCGUCAGCCCGAAACAUCGACGUUCAGAUCACCGCGUCCAUAUUCGCUGAACCAUGACGGAGCCUCAGUCGGCGUUGUUACUCAGGAGACAGCUGGCAGAGCUGAAUAAAAACCCAGUUGAGGGAUUCUCAGCCGGCUUGAAAGACGACGAUGACCUGUACAAAUGGGAAGUCUUAAUCAUCGGACCUCCAGACACACUCUAUGAAGGUGGUGUGUUUAAAGCUCAUUUGACUUUUCCCAAAGACUACCCUCUCAGGCCACCUAAAAUGAAAUUUAUCACAGAUAUAUGGCAUCCCAAUGUUGACAAGAAUGGUGAUGUAUGUAUUUCUAUUUUGCACGAGCCCGGGGAGGAUAAAUAUGGUUAUGAGAAGCCGGAGGAGCGCUGGCUGCCCAUCCACACGGUGGAGACCAUCAUGAUUAGUGUUAUCUCUAUGCUGGCAGACCCCAAUGGUGAUUCACCGGCCAACGUGGACGCAGCUGCACAAUUGGCCGUGUCUGCGGGUGGGGAGCCGGAUGUGGGUAUGAGUCCUGGUUGCUGCACUAGCGCCUCCUCUGGUCGGUCGGGAUACCUGUUCAGGGGGGUAGGGGGAACUGGGGGGAAUAGCGUGAUCCUCCCACGCGCUACGUCCCCCUGGCGAAACUCCUCACUGUCAGGUGAAAAGAAGCGGCUGGCGACUCCACGUGCGGUAGUCUGCAGCCCGCCCCGGGUUGGCAGAGGGGGUGGAGCAGCGACCAGGACGGCUCGAAAGAGUGGGGUAAUUGGCCGGAUACAACUGGGGGGAGAAAAGAAAGAGUGGAGGGAGGACAGACACGGAGAAUUCAAAAGGAAAGUCGCCCGUUGUGUACGAAAGAGCCAAGAGACUGCUUUCGAGUGAUAUUUAGCAAGGGUUCUAGUUUCACAUUUUCAGGGUUUCCAAUUGAGAGUCAACAUGGCACGGUCUCCUGCACGCUUCCACCUGGUUGGCAGGCUUGUCCUCCUCGGCUUGGGCAGGAACAGGCCGGCUUACAACAGGCUGCAAUAGAACAUAACAGUGACAAUAAAGGCUGACAGAAAACCGCCAAGCAAGUGCCAACUCACAACAAAAACAACAGAAAAAUGCUCCAACAUUUUUUUUUUUUUAAGUCUAUGAACUGCUUCAGCAUUCAGGAAAAUAUUGUAAAGACCUGUAUAUAGCACAGACAAAACCGGAUAAUAUAUAAAGUUCUUUUCCAUCCAGCAACACACUUAGACCAAAUGGAUAGCGCUUGUUUAGGUAGAAUUUUGAGUUUUUAGUCGAUUUCGCCUUCAUCGACUGUAGUGUCCAUUAGUUCUGUUGUAGAUGGUUUUAAUAGGAGGCCCUACAUAUGGAGAAACGCGAGAAUGUGAUGCUGUGAAGAAUCCCCCGGGUAAAUUAAAACAAAUUGGUUCAAGAGACAGAAAUGAGGAGAUUGGCGAAAGGUCUUGGAAAUCCUGACAUAUUGGAGUCUACAUAGUGUGUCUCACUCUGCGCGUCCCUCGCUCUCAACAUGCAACCCGAAAUAUGAGUAUGCAGAUUUUCAGUUUUAAGUCAUACGACCGCGUUCGGUUGCUUUUAGCAGAGUAACACCCGUUUUUAUUCAUGCAUGCACAUUUUUCAUGUCUUUUUUUUUUUCUUUUAUCGAAAGUGCCUCCUGAUAAAAUGCUUGGCCGUGCUACCCUGCAUUGAACAUGAUUCUGAAAUAUCAUAAAAGUUGGGGAUAUUGUGUCCCGUGAUGAAAAUUGUGAUUAGGUGUGGAUUUAACAGCUCAGUGCACCAGGAUGCUCUAUAAUUAGAAUAUCGGUAACUAUUUAGUGUAGCAAUAACUCCCCUAGUGUGACGUGUACACAUUUUAAUGUUUGAGAUCCUGGUGAAAUUUUGGGGGUAUAUUCGGGGGUCAGGUUCACCAGCCUUCUGUUAUUUAAGCAUUUUGUUUUCCUCUUCUGUGUUGUCCUAGGUAGGUAUUGAUAUGCAUGCUUUAUCUUUAGUUUACCUUUAUUUUCUGAUUAUUUCGGGGGGGGGAUUUGGUUUGCGAAUGUUUGCGUAUACACUAUGUGUGCCCAUUUUUUUUUUUAUUAUUAUUAUUUUCCUCCUCUGAUCCUCAAUCUCAUUUAUAAUGUUCUCUCUGAUGGACUAUUGCAGUUUUUGCCUAAUGUACAAAGACAAAAUACUGAUGUAUAUUUUUCAUGUUAUGGAAAUUGUCACCUGUAGUGAGCUCUUCUUAAAUAUG
This is a messenger RNA of Lampris incognitus (smalleye Pacific opah), 2284 nucleotides long. RefSeq names its product ubiquitin-conjugating enzyme E2G 1a (UBC7 homolog, yeast) (gene ube2g1a). Bases 112 to 933 code for a protein of 273 amino acids. The record is from RefSeq and is a predicted model, not a curated record. Gene Ontology annotation, molecular function: ubiquitin conjugating enzyme activity. Gene Ontology annotation, biological process: protein polyubiquitination; proteasome-mediated ubiquitin-dependent protein catabolic process. The transcript has 7 exons. Lineage: Eukaryota; Metazoa; Chordata; Actinopteri; Lampriformes; Lampridae.